Molecule: messenger RNA, 942 nt
Organism: Cokeromyces recurvatus
Lineage: Eukaryota; Fungi; Mucoromycota; Mucoromycetes; Mucorales; Mucoraceae
Exons: 3
Coding region: 97-843 (248 amino acids)
Biological process (GO): regulation of transcription by RNA polymerase II
Molecular function (GO): RNA polymerase II cis-regulatory region sequence-specific DNA binding; DNA-binding transcription factor activity, RNA polymerase II-specific; protein dimerization activity
Source: RefSeq, a predicted model, not a curated record
AUAAAAACGAUAAAAUACGUAAGUAAAAUAAACUCGUAUUUUUUUUGUUUUGUUUUUUUUUCUCUCUCCUUAAUAUUUUUAUUCUUUCAAAAGAUAAUGUACUCACCUCCAGAAUCUGAAUAUCAUCUUGAAUCGCCUACUAAUAAUAAUGAACAAUUCAACUCUAUGACAUCUCAUACAACUGUUAGUGCUGUUCCUGUUGUACGAAACAAUCAUUUCUUUAAUUACAAUAAUCAACGACAAAGUCCCUCUUUUGCUUCUGCUAUGAAUUCACCACCUAAUAAUCAACCAGCAUGGUUUGGUAGUACAAGUUUUGAUUCUACAUCGUCCUUUGGACAAUCCCCGACUACCACAAAUCGAGAUGAUUUAAUUAUCAUUUCACCUUCUAAUUCAACUGUUUUAACUGAAGAAAAUAGUGAAGAAUUAAUUCAGCAACAACAAAGAAAUCUUCAAGAAAUAUUUGAAAAACGUCGUCGGAGAAGAGAAUCGCAUAAUGCAGUGGAACGAAGAAGGAGGGAUAAUAUUAAUGAACGAAUCCAUGAGCUUUGUAGUUUGUUACCAGAAAGAUUAAUUGAUACAGCUCCCACAAGUUCAAAUGUUAUGGCCAUUGCUUCUGCAGGUCAAGUAGGCGCCAAUGGAAGGGCGAUCAACAAAGGAACUAUUUUAAAACUUUCAGUUGAUCACAUAAAGGAACUUCGAGAAGAAGUAAAUCGAUACCAAGCUAGAAUUAUAGAACUAGAGGAAAUGAUUGAAGGAGCUAAAAAGAAUAAUACAAGACAUCAAAGAGGAAGUUCAAUACAAUUUCAGCAGCAAUUUAAUAACUUACAUAUUGAUAAUUCAUAAACUUUCAAUAAAGUGUUUUCACAGUUUUGAAAAUGAAGCUAUUUUUUUUUUAAUUUUUAUUUAAUUCAUCUGGCUUUCAAAUUUAUAAUAAAGGUACCG